AUGGAGGACAUGAACGCGUGCACUCAGUGCGGCUUUAUGACAAAUAAUUUUGCUGAUUUUAAGGAGCACAUUGAGCAGCACGAAAGUGAGCGGCAUCUUACUACCACAAAUACUAGUCGGCAGGAAUGGAACGAGGAUUUAGACGAGUUGUCAUCGACGCCGAACCUGUCAUCCCCCGAGCAGUUUUCUCCGGCUGCCGCCUCCUCACCACCAAUCUCCGGUAAUAAUGGCACCUCCAAAGCAAACACCAACAGCAGCAGCAACAGCAAAACUGUGCACGUUUGUCCUCACUGCAAUUUUGAAACCUGCAUGUCGCAGCAUAUGAAAAGUCACUUGGAUGCACACGAACGCCAUCAAGGGCAAAUGUAUCAGUGUGAUAUUUGCCAUAUGCAGUUCAGUCAGAAAGCAAAUAUGCAUCGUCAUCGAAUGCGGCAUACCGGUGUUAAACCAUAUCAGUGUCGGUACUGCCUAAAAAAAUUUUUUCGGAAAGAUCAGAUGCAAGAACACUCGAUGACUCAUAUAAAGACAGGUGCCGAUUUUGAUUGUCCAGUUGCCCUUUGUGAUAAACAGUUCAGUCAACACUCAAGCUUGCGAACACAUCUAGACGAAGCGCAUUCUAUCGCACCUUCAACGCCGGCAUCAUGUAAACGGUGCUCACUAUUAUUUGCAAACUCACGGCGACUUCUCUUGCACUACCAAACAAAACAUGAUGAGGGUGAUACAUCAAACGUUGUUGUAACGUCGCCAGUAAAAUCCAUAUCUGAGAAUAGUGUAAAGGAUAUUUAUGCGCUUGCGUCACCAGUGUCCAAAAAACAGCGACGAACAAAUGCUCAAACUAUCGUUGCUGCAAUCCAGGAGCAAUUGAAAUUUAUUAAACAAGAGUCCAUGAAACCGUCAAUUAAUGAAGAUAUGUCUCGAUGCAUGGAUUAUGAGCAGACUGGAUAUGGUAUGAUGACAAAUGAAGAAUGGUUAUUGUCUCUAUCACAUAUCAACACUCCAACACUUAUUACACCGGAAACAGCACUACAACAGUUAUGGACACGAACUAGUAAUGCUGGUAGUGAGAACACGGAAGAUCAGUCUCAUUCUCCCUCAGUUGAUAGCGGAAGUAGUAGUGCCACCGAUGGUGAAGGCGGCGAUAAAGAGCAGCAGGAAUGCAUGCAUUGUGGGAUGAUUUUUAUGGACCAGACAUUGUACCUUUUGCAUAAAGGGUUGCAUUCCGACUCAGAUCCUUGGAAAUGUAACUUGUGCGGUCAUGGUUGUGGCGAUAAAUAUAUGUUCACAACACAUGUUAUCAGUUCCGAUCAUAGUUGCUAA
Molecule: messenger RNA, 1317 nt
Organism: Brugia malayi
Lineage: Eukaryota; Metazoa; Nematoda; Chromadorea; Rhabditida; Onchocercidae
Exons: 8
Coding region: 1-1317 (438 amino acids)
Biological process (GO): regulation of transcription by RNA polymerase II
Cellular component (GO): chromosome
Molecular function (GO): chromatin insulator sequence binding
Source: RefSeq, a predicted model, not a curated record